This is a messenger RNA of Eptesicus fuscus (big brown bat), 12314 nucleotides long. RefSeq names its product ubiquitin specific peptidase 9 X-linked (gene USP9X). NCBI's taxonomy places the organism in Eukaryota, Metazoa, Chordata, Mammalia, Chiroptera, Vespertilionidae. The transcript has 45 exons. Gene Ontology annotation, biological process: protein deubiquitination; cell migration. Bases 852 to 8579 code for a protein of 2575 amino acids. The record is from RefSeq and is a predicted model, not a curated record. Gene Ontology annotation, molecular function: cysteine-type deubiquitinase activity; cysteine-type endopeptidase activity. Gene Ontology annotation, cellular component: cytosol; nucleus.
CUGCCCCUGCCGCCGCCGCCGCCGCCGCUGGCCGAGCGGUUUUUUUUGUGUGUUUUUUUUUGCUUUGCUGGAGCCGCCAUAUUGACGAGGACGGGCAGCCGCGGCUGCGGAAGGUAGUGGCCGCCGCCGGCGCUGCAGCCCCCGUGCAGCCGGCGCGCCGGGGCCUCCCCGCUCAGCCCCUCCCGCGCUCAGUUCGCAGGCCUCGCGGGAGUCCGUGUGCCGCCCCUCCCGGGAGGCGGCGGCUCCUCAGCGCCCGGCUCGGUCGGCGCCGGGAGCGAGCCGCGAGGAGCGAGCCGCAGCGCAGCGAGCAGGCCGGAGCGCGGACGCGGACGGCGAUCGGGGAAAGCGAGGCGGCCGCGGCGGGAGGAGGAGCGGGAGGAGGUGACGCAGGACAGACGCACCGCCCGGAGCCGUCGGAGCGGAGCGCAGAGCCCGGCCUGAGAGGAAGGGAAGAGGGCCGGCGGCGGCGGAGGAGGAGCGGCCACCGCUGCAGGGCGGGCGCUGCGAGCGCGGAGUCCCGGCACCCGAGCUGUCGCCGCGGCCUCUCCACACACUUUGUCGCCCGUCGUGUCCCCCUCCCCCCUCCCCCGACCGGGGGCCUGGGAUGCACCCGCGUCCGUCUGGCCCCGCGACUGAGUGGCGCUGCCGGCUCCGCGUGUCCUGCCGCCGAAGACGAGACGCCCGGGUUGUGCGGUUAUGCAAUGGUCUGUGCAGGAUGGUUUAUUCUUGAAUUGGAGCUUCCGAAGACUGACAGAUGCUGGUACUUCAUCUUCUAUAAGUGGACUCUGAUUUCUUUUCUCAAGACAACUACAUAAGCAGACAAAAUUGCAAAGAUCUGCCCUGUGUCGAGUAUGACAGCCACGACUCGUGGCUCUCCGGUAGGAGGGAAUGACAACCAGGGCCAGGCUCCUGAUGGCCAGUCUCAGCCCCCCCUCCAGCAGAAUCAGACGUCAUCGCCUGAUUCUUCCAAUGAAAAUUCCCCGGCAACUCCUCCAGAUGAGCAAGGUCAGGGUGAUGCUCCCCCGCAGCUGGAAGAGGAGGAGCCUGCGUUUCCACACACCGACCUGGCCAAGUUGGAUGACAUGAUCAAUAGGCCUCGGUGGGUGGUUCCAGUUUUGCCGAAAGGGGAAUUAGAAGUGCUUUUAGAAGCUGCUAUUGACCUUAGUAAAAAAGGCCUUGAUGUUAAAAGUGAAGCAUGUCAGCGAUUCUUUCGAGAUGGGCUCACAAUAUCCUUCACGAAGAUCCUUACAGACGAGGCAGUGAGUGGCUGGAAGUUUGAGAUUCACAGGUGUAUUAUCAAUAACACUCAUCGCCUGGUGGAACUGUGUGUGGCCAAGUUGUCCCAAGACUGGUUUCCACUUCUAGAACUUCUCUCCAUGGCCUUAAAUCCUCAUUGCAAAUUCCAUAUCUACAAUGGUACCCGUCCAUGUGAAUCCGUUUCCUCAAGUGUUCAGCUGCCUGAAGAUGAACUCUUUGCUCGUUCUCCAGACCCUCGCUCACCAAAAGGUUGGCUAGUGGAUCUCCUCAACAAAUUCGGCACUUUAAAUGGGUUCCAGAUUUUGCAUGAUCGUUUUAUUAGUGGAUCAGCAUUAAAUGUUCAAAUAAUUGCAGCUCUUAUUAAACCGUUUGGACAAAGCUACGAAUUUCUCACUCUCCACACGGUGAAAAAGUACUUUCUUCCCGUCAUAGAAAUGGUUCCACAGUUUUUAGAAAACUUAACUGACGAAGAGCUGAAAAAAGAAGCAAAGAAUGAAGCCAAAAAUGAUGCCCUUUCAAUGAUUAUUAAAUCUUUGAAGAAUUUAGCGUCAAGGGUUCCAGGACAAGAAGAAACUGUAAAAAAUUUAGAAAUAUUUAGGUUAAAAAUGAUACUUAGAUUAUUGCAAAUUUCUUCUUUCAAUGGCAAGAUGAACGCACUGAACGAGGUUAAUAAGGUGAUUUCCAGCGUGUCGUACUACACUCACCGCCAUGGGAACCCCGAGGAGGAAGAGUGGCUCACAGCUGAGCGAAUGGCAGAAUGGAUACAGCAGAACAACAUCUUAUCCAUCGUCCUGCGAGACAGCCUGCACCAGCCACAGUACGUAGAGAAGCUGGAGAAGAUUCUUCGUUUCGUCAUCAAAGAAAAGGCUCUGACCUUGCAAGACCUUGACAAUAUCUGGGCAGCACAGGCGGGGAAGCACGAGGCCAUUGUGAAGAAUGUACAUGAUCUACUGGCAAAGUUGGCCUGGGAUUUUUCUCCUGAACAACUCGAUCAUCUCUUUGAUUGCUUUAAGGCGAGUUGGACAAAUGCAAGUAAAAAGCAGCGUGAGAAGCUGCUUGAGCUGAUUCGGCGUCUUGCAGAGGAUGACAAGGACGGGGUGAUGGCGCACAAGGUGCUGAACCUGCUGUGGAACCUGGCGCACAGCGACGACGUGCCCGUGGACAUCAUGGACCUGGCCCUCAGUGCCCACAUCAAAAUACUCGAUUACAGCUGCUCCCAGGACCGUGACACACAGAAGAUCCAGUGGAUAGAUCGCUUUAUAGAAGAACUUCGUACAAAUGACAAAUGGGUCAUCCCCGCACUGAAACAAAUUAGAGAAAUUUGUAGUUUGUUUGGGGAGGCACCUCAGAAUUUGAGUUCUUCUCGUUUCAGUCAAACUCAGCGAAGUCCCCAUGUAUUUUAUCGCCAUGAUUUAAUCAAUCAACUUCAGCACAAUCAUGCCCUAGUUACUUUGGUAGCAGAAAACCUUGCAACUUACAUGGAAAGCAUGAGACUGUAUGCUAGAGACCACGAGGACUAUGACCCACAGACUGUAAGGCUGGGCAGUAGAUACAGUCACGUUCAAGAAGUCCAAGAACGGCUCAACUUCCUGAGGUUUCUGCUGAAGGACGGCCAGCUGUGGCUGUGCGCCCCGCAGGCGAAGCAGAUCUGGAAGUGCCUGGCGGAGAACGCCGUGUACCUGUGCGACCGCGAGGCCUGCUUCAAGUGGUACUCCAAGCUGAUGGGGGACGAGCCCGACCUGGACCCCGACAUUAACAAGGACUUCUUCGAAAGCAACGUGCUUCAGCUCGACCCCUCCCUCUUAACUGAAAAUGGGAUGAAGUGUUUCGAGCGGUUCUUCAAAGCUGUGAAUUGUCGAGAAGGAAAACUCGUGGCAAAGAGGAGAGCCUACAUGAUGGACGACUUGGAGUUGAUCGGGUUAGACUACCUGUGGAGGGUUGUGAUUCAGAGCAAUGAUGAUAUCGCCAGCAGAGCUAUAGAUCUCCUUAAAGAGAUAUACACAAACCUGGGGCCGAGGCUACAGGUCAAUCAGGUGGUGAUCCAUGAAGACUUCAUUCAGUCUUGCUUUGAUCGUUUGAAAGCCUCCUAUGACACGCUGUGUGUGUUGGAUGGUGACAAAGACAGUAUUAAUUGUGCGAGACAGGAAGCUGUGCGGAUGGUUCGAGUGUUGACCGUGCUGAGGGAAUACAUAAAUGAAUGCGACAGCGACUACCACGAGGAAAGAACCAUUCUGCCCAUGUCGAGGGCUUUCCGUGGCAAGCACCUCUCUUUCAUAGUCCGCUUUCCGAACCAGGGCAGACAGGUGGAAGACCUGGAUGUGUGGUCCCAUACAAACGACACGAUCGGUUCCGUGCGGCGGUGCAUUCUCAAUCGCAUUAAAGCCAACGUGGCCCACACAAAAAUCGAGCUCUUCGUGGGCGGGGAACUGAUAGAUCCUGCCGAUGACAGGAAGUUGAUUGGACAAUUAAACUUAAAAGAUAAAUCGCUAAUCACAGCCAAGCUUACACAAAUAAGUUCCAAUAUGCCUUCGAGCCCUGAUAGCUCUUCUGAUUCCUCAACUGGAUCUCCUGGAAACCAUGGCAACCAUUACAGCGAUGGUCCCAAUCCCGAAGUGGAAAGCUGUUUGCCCGGGGUGAUAAUGUCCCUGCAUCCCAGAUACAUCUCUUUCCUUUGGCAAGUGGCAGACUUAGGGAGCAGCCUGAAUAUGCCAUCUCUCAGAGAUGGCGCAAGAGUGCUUAUGAAACUUAUGCCACCAGAUAGCACCACCAUAGAGAAGCUGAGGGCCAUUUGCCUCGACCACGCCAAGCUCGGAGAAAGCAGCCUCAGCCCAUCUCUCGACUCGCUCUUCUUUGGUCCUUCCGCUUCCCAAGUGCUGUACCUGACCGAGGUGGUCUAUGCCUUGCUCAUGCCUGCGGGGGCGCCUCUGGCUGAAGACUCCUCUGAUUUCCAGUUUCACUUCUUGAAAAGUGGUGGCCUGCCCCUGGUCCUGAGUAUGCUGACCCGAAACAACUUCCUGCCCAAUGCGGACAUGGAGACCCGGAGGGGUGCCUACCUCAAUGCCCUGAAAAUAGCCAAGCUCUUGCUGACGGCCAUCGGCUACGGCCACGUCCGCGCUGUGGCGGAGGCGUUCCAGCCGGGCGUAGAAGGCGUGAACCCUCUGACAGCGGUCAACCAAGUCACGCACGACCAGGCGGUGGUGCUGCAGAGCGCGCUGCAGAGCAUCCCGAACCCGUCGUCCGAGUGCAUGCUGCGGAACGUGUCCAUCCGCCUGGCCCAGCAGAUCUCCGACGAGGCUUCGAGGUACAUGCCCGACAUCUGUGUGAUCAGAGCCAUCCAGAAAAUCAUCUGGGCCUCCGGGUGUGGGGCUCUGCAGCUGGUGUUCAGCCCAAAUGAAGAAAUCACUAAAAUUUAUGAGAAGUCCAACGUGGGCAACGAGCUGGACCUGGAGGACGAACAGGUUUGCUGCGAGGCGCUGGAGGUGAUGACGCUGUGUUUUGCCUUGAUUCCCACGGCCUUGGACGCUCUCAGCAAAGAGAAGGCGUGGCAGACCUUCAUUAUCGACUUGCUGCUGCACUGUCACAGCAAGACUGUCCGCCAGGUGGCGCAGGAGCAGUUCUUCCUGAUGUGCACCAGGUGCUGCAUGGGCCACCGGCCGCUGCUCUUCUUCAUCACGCUGCUCUUCACCGUCCUGGGGAGCACAGCCAGGGAGAGAGCUAAGCACUCCGGUGACUACUUCACUCUCCUGCGGCACCUUCUGAAUUACGCUUACAACAGCAACAUUAACAUACCCAAUGCCGAAGUUCUGCUCAACAAUGAAAUCGAUUGGCUGAAAAGAAUUAGGGAUGAAGUGAAGAGAACAGGUGACACAGGUGUCGAGGAGACGAUCUUGGAAGGCCACCUGGGGGUAACAAAGGAGCUGCUGGCCUUUCAGACCCCCGAGAAGAAGUAUCACAUCGGUUGUGAGAAGGGAGGUGCUGGCCUCAUUAAAGAGUUAAUUGACGACUUCAUCUUCCCCGCCUCCAACGUGUACCUGCAGUACAUGAGGAACGGGGAGCUGCCCGCGGAGCAGGCCAUCCCCGUCUGCAGCUCACCGGCUACCAUCAACGCUGGCUUUGAGCUACUGGUGGCAUUGGCGGUUGGCUGCGUGCGGAAUCUCAAGCAGAUAGUAGAGUCUUUGACUGAAAUGUAUUACAUUGGCACAGCAAUAACUACAUGUGAAGCACUUACUGAGUGGGAGUAUCUGCCCCCUGUUGGACCCCGCCCUCCCAAAGGAUUUGUGGGGCUGAAGAAUGCCGGUGCUACCUGCUACAUGAACUCUGUGAUCCAGCAGCUCUACAUGAUCCCCUCCAUCAGGAACGGUAUUCUUGCCAUUGAAGGCACAGGUAGUGAUGUAGAUGAUGAUAUGUCUGGGGAUGAGAAGCAGGACAAUGAGAGCAAUGUUGAUCCCAGAGACGAUGUCUUCGGAUACCCUCAGCAAUUUGAAGACAAGCCAGCGCUGAGUAAAACGGAGGACAGGAAGGAAUACAACAUCGGUGUCCUCAGGCACCUGCAGGUUAUCUUUGGCCACUUGGCUGCUUCUCGGCUGCAGUACUAUGUGCCCCGAGGAUUCUGGAAGCAGUUCAGGCUUUGGGGUGAGCCUGUUAAUCUGCGUGAGCAACAUGAUGCUUUAGAAUUUUUUAAUUCUUUGGUGGAUAGUUUAGAUGAAGCUUUGAAAGCCUUAGGACAUCCUGCUAUGCUAAGUAAAGUUUUAGGAGGUUCCUUUGCUGAUCAGAAGAUUUGCCAAGGCUGCCCACAUAGAUACGAGUGUGAAGAAUCUUUUACGACUCUGAAUGUAGACAUUCGAAAUCACCAAAAUCUUCUUGAUUCUUUGGAACAGUAUGUGAAAGGAGAUUUAUUAGAAGGUGCAAAUGCAUAUCAUUGUGAGAAAUGCAAUAAGAAGGUUGAUACUGUAAAACGCCUGCUAAUUAAAAAAUUACCUCCUGUUCUUGCUAUUCAACUGAAACGAUUCGACUAUGACUGGGAAAGAGAGUGUGCCAUCAAGUUCAAUGAUUACUUUGAGUUUCCUCGAGAGCUGGACAUGGAGCCUUACACGGUGGCAGGCGUUGCCAAGCUGGAGGGGGAUAACGUGACCCCAGAGAGUCAGCUGAUCCAGCAGAACGAGCAGUCCGAGAGCGAGGCGGCGGGCAGCACCAAGUACAGGCUCGUGGGCGUGCUGGUCCACAGCGGCCAGGCGAGCGGCGGCCACUAUUACUCUUACAUCAUCCAGAGGAACGGGGUGGACGGCGAGAGAAAUCGCUGGUAUAAAUUCGACGAUGGCGAUGUGACCGAGUGUAAAAUGGAUGACGACGAAGAAAUGAAAAACCAGUGUUUCGGGGGAGAGUACAUGGGAGAAGUGUUCGAUCACAUGAUGAAGCGCAUGUCAUACAGGCGCCAGAAAAGGUGGUGGAAUGCCUACAUACUCUUUUAUGAGCGACUGGACACAAUAGACCAAGGCGAUGAGUUGGUAAGAUACAUAUCCGAGCUGGCUGUCACCAGCAGACCCCAUCAGAUCGUCAUGCCCUCGGCCAUCGAGAGAAGCGUGCGCAAACAGAACGUGCAGUUCAUGCAUAACCGGAUGCAGUACAGCCUGGAAUAUUUCCAGUUCAUGAAAAAACUGCUUACGUGUAAUGGUGUUUACUUAAAUCCUCCUCCCGGGCAAGACCACCUGUUGCCUGAAGCAGAAGAAAUCACCAUGAUUAGUAUUCAGCUUGCUGCUAGGUUCCUCUUCACCACAGGGUUUCACACCAAGAAAGUAGUCCGCGGCUCGGCCAGUGAUUGGUAUGAUGCAUUGUGUAUUCUCCUUCGUCACAGCAAGAAUGUGCGCUUUUGGUUUGCUCAUAACGUCCUUUUCAAUGUUUCCAAUCGCUUCUCUGAAUACCUCUUGGAGUGCCCCAGUGCAGAAGUGAGGGGUGCGUUUGCCAAGCUGAUCGUCUUCAUUGCGCACUUCUCCUUGCAAGAUGGCCCCUGCCCUUCACCUUUUGCAUCUCCAGGACCUUCUAGUCAGGCUUAUGACAACCUAAGCCUCAGCGAUCACCUGCUGAGAGCGGUGCUGAACCUCCUGAGGAGGGAGGUCUCGGAGCACGGGCGCCAUCUGCAGCAGUAUUUCAACCUGUUCGUGAUGUAUGCCAACUUAGGUGUGGCCGAGAAGACACAGCUUCUGAAACUGAGUGUGCCUGCCACCUUCAUGCUUGUGUCUUUGGACGAAGGCCCAGGUCCCCCCAUCAAAUACCAGUAUGCUGAGUUGGGCAAGCUGUACUCAGUAGUGUCACAGCUGAUCCGCUGUUGCAAUGUCUCGUCAAGAAUGCAGUCCUCAAUCAAUGGUAAUCCUCCUCUUCCCAACCCUUUUGGUGAUCCCAAUUUAUCACAGCCUAUAAUGCCAAUUCAGCAGAAUGUGGCAGACAUUUUAUUUGUGAGGACAAGUUAUGUGAAGAAAAUCAUUGAGGAUUGCAGUAACUCGGAGGAGACCGUCAAACUGCUUCGUUUUUGCUGCUGGGAGAAUCCUCAGUUCUCAUCCACUGUCCUCAGUGAACUUCUGUGGCAGGUUGCGUAUUCCUACACGUACGAGCUGCGGCCCUAUUUGGACCUGCUUUUGCAAAUCCUGCUGAUCGAGGACUCCUGGCAGACGCACAGAAUUCAUAAUGCACUUAAAGGAAUCCCAGAUGACCGCGAUGGGCUGUUUGACACAAUCCAGCGCUCUAAGAAUCACUAUCAAAAGAGAGCGUACCAGUGCAUAAAGUGUAUGGUGGCUCUCUUUAGCAAUUGUCCUGUUGCUUACCAGAUUUUGCAGGGCAACGGAGAUCUGAAAAGAAAGUGGACCUGGGCAGUGGAGUGGCUCGGAGAUGAGCUCGAAAGACGACCAUACACUGGCAACCCUCAGUACACGUACAACAACUGGUCUCCUCCGGUGCAAAGCAAUGAGACCUCAAAUGGUUAUUUCUUGGAGAGAUCGCAUAGUGCUAGGAUGACCCUUGCAAAAGCUUGUGAACUCUGUCCAGAGGAGGUAAACAAAGCCACCAGUGUGCAGCAGAUAGGAAUGGAAGAAGCCAAAGAGCCAGAUGACCAAGAUGCACCAGAUGAGCAUGAGUCGCCUCCCCCCGAAGAUGCCCCGCUAUACCCCCACUCCCCCGGAUCUCAGUAUCAACAGAACAACCAUGUGCACGGACAGCCGUACACCGGCCCCGCGGCGCAUCACAUGAACAACCCUCAGAGAGCUGGCCAGCGAGCACAAGAAAACUACGAAGGCAGCGAAGAAGUGUCCCCGCCUCAGACGAAGGAUCAGUGAAACGCACACGCCUAACUGGUUCCAUCAAGACUGUGCACCCAGGCCUUACAGUCCAACCUUUUUCUGUGUCUGGCUAAUAUUUAAAACUUAAAAAAAAAAAAACUACAAAAAAAAAACAAAACAAAAAAACCAACAACAAAAAAAACUAUUCCUAAUCAACAUGGAGUGGAAAGUUUAUUCACUGUCUCAUCUGCAGAAACUUGCUGUCCAUAUAUAACCCGCCUGCAGUGGAAAGUGUAUAGUGUUUUGUAAUAAAUGGCCUGAUGCUAAUGUGUAAAUGGCAAAGGUGUAUAUAGUAUAUUAAUGUUUGACUGUUAAUUCUUAAGCAAGAACCUUUUUUCUUGAUGAGACUCGCAGAUCUCCAAAAGCGACAGAAGUUCAUUUUCUCGUUCUCCCCAGUGCACUCGGCAGCCAGCGCUCUGCCUCGGCUGGCCGAUCAGCCCCUUCCCAAAAACACAAACCAACAGCAGCCCAUCCAUGUCAGCCGCACCCGUAGGCUCACGUUCCUCCUCCGCCACCAGAGUCAGUCUCAUUGUGAUGAGUGGGAGGCUGCCAGCCUGGAAAUGACUCGGUUGAUGUGGCGCAUUGGUGAUGUAGCCUUGUUUCUAGAUCUUUUUCAUUGCCUUUUUACUCGGACCUUAGUUCAUCCUUUCGAAGCUGUAGUUACGCUGUGACAUUUAGCAUGGCUUCCCACAGGUUAGUGUAGCCAGUGAGGACAAAUCACCAGGACGGCGGCUGUCCCAGGCGACGGCUGUCGCGCUCAGCUUUUCCUUCUACGCCUAGAACAUACGCUAGACACCAAGGGGAGAACCGUGGCGAACAGGCGGUUUUCAGUUAGUUUCACAUCCGUUGCUUACACCUGAUGGACAGCUCGAUCUCUGGGUGGGAUAGAGAGACUUAAGUGUCAGUGAUGGGAAUUGUAAAACAUUGAAGACAAAUAUGCAAAACUUGGCUCUGUCAGGAUGCUCGGAGCCUAAUAGAAGACUGUAUUUGGUGUGCUUGUUUUGUUUCUUUGGUAGAGCUCAUUAGGUGUGUCUUCUCGAACUUUCCUUCUGAAUCACAGUGAAGCGGAAGUCCUCGGGCCCCACAGAGCUUGGUGCCACUGCACCAAGGCGUCCGGUUGAGUUUGCUCAGCCAGUUUUACUUGAAAGCAAGAAUCGUCCUAGCUCCUUUUCCCUGACCCCAAAAAGGUUUAACAUUUGAAGCAGGGUCUGAUUGAAGAGGGAAUACUGGUUGGUGACCGUCUUUGAGGUGUGGUGAUUUCAGAACAAACUGACUUAAAGAUAAGCAACGCAUCGGUUCAUACUGUAUUGGAAAGCAUUGGUAACUUGAAUCUGUGUAAGUUUUUGGAACCUGUCUGGAAACCCAACACCCCUGCACACAGAUACAGCCCCCCCCUGUUCUGUUGAAAUAUUUUGCUGUUUUGUUUUAUAGAAAUUAUUUUGCUCAAUUCACAAAUAGAGUUUGAUUUAAGAACUUUUUGUCUUGGUGUGGUGGUGUUUUUUGUCCUUUUUUCCGGAAGGACUGCGUAUUGAAGUGAGUUCUGUGCAUAGCCCGCCUCGGCAGGCGGCUGGAGCCGGUUCAGUCACCUGGAGUUGGUGUGCCCAGGGAGGGCUGACCUUGGCCCUUCACUGAGGAUUUAGGGAAACGGGCCGCUGCCCCUGAGACGGCUUCCCAACAAUCAAUCUUGUACUUUUUGUAUGUUUUUUAUAUACAUGUGUAUUUAAUGAGCACAAGCUUGGUUGUACUUUUUAAAGUUCAGUUAACAGGAAACUUGUCAAAAGGCUGUGGUUGGAACGGAUGAAAGCAGAGACAACAUUGUGGUCGGAGGGGGCGGUGUUUCAGAUGAAGCUUUGGGUAUCUUGCAGUUCUCUGCAGUCAAUCUGCGCUUCUAGGUUUUCUGUGAUCCUAGGAAAUUUGGACACCAGAUAGAUCCUGUUUUUUACCUUAAAUAUAUUACAUCUGAAUGUGUUCAGUUUGAUGGAAGCUGUUCGCAAUUCCAUUUGGUCAUUUUUCCUUGAAAAGUUCCUCAAUUCCAAGCUUCCUUAGCAAUAGGUUCACCUGAUUUGGACAAGUCGCCCUCGUUAAACACACCAUCUCACCAUCCGAGAGGCGACUGGCAUUCCCUACUCCUUAACAAACUACUUCAUUUAGCAACUUGAAUGGCUUGACGUUCUAGAAGGCUGUGGAUUUUUCUCCUCGGAGGGAGCUCCGACCGUGGUUGCUUGCCGUGUCCAAGUCCCCUGGUGCCAGGUGAGGCGUGUGACUCCGUUUUCCCUCCAUUUGAGGAGGAGUGGUCUGUGUUAUGACCAGGAUCAAGGGGAAAUGAAGUUAUUUUUGUUUGUUUGUGCAAAUUAUUUUCUAUGUUUAACUCUUAAACAAGCAUUAACGUAUAACCGGAAAUUUUAAGAUGCAUGUUACUGUAAGAGCAACGUAGUGGUGAUUUUGAGAUCUUUUUCUGAACAUAAAUGGCACAUUUUAAACUUCAAGUCUUCAAAGUGCCUAAAGAUUAUUUAUCCCUCAACUGAUUUCUUGAGCCAUAUAUAUAUUUCCUACUUUCAAUGUUUGUUGCGGAAUCGCUAGUCUUCCUUUCGAAGAAGUAUCCCCAGAAUUCUAAAUGGCAUGAUUCCUUUCUAGAAGACGGUAGAAGCUGUUGACCUAAAGACUGAAGAUAUUUUCACUGUUCAUCUGUGAGCAAGGGCUUCGCCCUGUUGGAUCGAAGUGUUUUCGUGCACAACCUGGUAAAAACCACAUUGCUGCUGUUUCCAAGCCCUCCACCAAGCAGAUUUCCCUGUUCAGCAUCGUAGAGGCAGACAUAACACCAUCCGAUUUGGGGGUUUUGUCUUUCGUUGAUUUUUCUCAGUAAUAAUUUCCCAACCUUGUGUCUUUUAGCUCUUAUGUAUACAAAUUUAGAAUUAUUAAAAUGUUUUAUAUUUUUUCAUGGUUAACUUUUAUUAGCGAAUAACAACUACUUAAGUAUUUAAUCCUCGUAGUGGUUCAAAAGAUGAGCGUCCUUUUUUUAUUUGCAUUACAUUUCUAAACGAAAGCAGCAGUCUGAAUAUUCAGAUAACUCCAAAAGAGUUCCUUUCAAGUGUUUUUUAGUAUUUUUCCAGCUCAUGUUCUCCCAAGAACUCUGCUGAAUUUUGUGGUUCAUUUGGUGGAUACCCUGCCUUAUUUAGAAUUGUAACUGGAUAAGAAAAUUGCCUUUUCAUUCAUUAUAAGUGCCCGAUUUUGGUCUCUAGUUUGAAGGUACCUACAUACUGCCUAGCGAGUAGAACACGCCCUCCCCCUCCCCCUCCCCUUCCCUCCCCCGCCCCCCAGUUUUGUGUUACCGGGAAAACCAUUCAGUACUGGUUUCAUAGUAAGGCUCAACCGGAAUUGGUCCCGCACCGAUGGGAGUGUUUAGUGUUUGGAAAGUUGGUGGGUGUGAUUCACUACAGAAAUGCUCAAUGUAUUACCUUGCUGCCGAUUGUAUUUCUGACGAUUCAUUUGUUUGCAAAAUGUAGCACUUCUCCUCCAAACUUAGAGGUGUGAGAAAAAGGGGGGAAAGAUACAUCAUGUUUUAAACUUGGAAAUCAGUGAAAUGUUUUUAUUUUGAAACCCAGAUUCCCAAAAGGAAAUUUCACCACCAGAUCACACACUUCUCAGCCUUUUUCAAGCCGAGACUGACUGAAGAUUGUCCACAGGUCCUAAGAUUUAGCACAUAUACAAAAAAAUAAAACUUUCUAAAUUAAA